Ramularia collo-cygni is the source of this 1278-nucleotide messenger RNA. Its product is annotated as related to oxidase. The transcript is spliced from 4 exons. Lineage: Eukaryota; Fungi; Ascomycota; Dothideomycetes; Mycosphaerellales; Mycosphaerellaceae. Gene Ontology annotation, molecular function: peroxidase activity. The record is from RefSeq and is a predicted model, not a curated record. The coding region runs from base 1 to 1278 and encodes 425 amino acids.
AUGAAGUUCUCCACGACGCAAGCCCWCCUGGGCGCGUUGCCCCUGGCAGCCGCCUUCCCAGCGCAGGAGCUCCAGAACAACCCAAAGCUUGCUGCUCGUGCAAAUGAGCUCAUGGCGAGCAAGCGUCAGACCGGAGCCGAUGCCGCGACUGCCCUCUUCGAAGCCGUUCCUACUUUCAACAGCGAGGCGCAGUAUAUCGAUGUUAGCGAGGGAAGCGGACACGAGUUCGUUCCUCCAGGCCCAAACGAUCUUCGUGGAGUCUGCCCUGGUUUGAACGCCUUCGCCAACCACAACUUCCUCCCACACAAUGGCUAUGCGACCGUCCAGCAGUACAUCGACGUCACCGAGCAGGUCGUGGGUAUGGGAGCUGACCUUUCCGCCUUCCUGGCCAUUCUGGGAGGACUUCUUGACGGCGAUCUCGUUUCCUGGUCCAUGGGCGGAACCCCACCUCCAGGUGUCGGUGGCCCACUUGCUUCCGCUGGAACUGGUCUCAUCGGCUCUCACAACAAGUACGAGAACGAUGUCUCUCCAACCCGACCUGACUUGUACGAGUCCGGAAACAACUACAUGACGGAUGCUGCAGCCUUCCAGAAGUUGAUUGAUGUUUCCCCCGCUGGUGUCGUCACUCUGGACAGCUUGACCCAGCACCGAUCGAACCGUUUCGACAGGUCGGUUGCCAACAACCCGUACUUCUUCAACGCACCCUUCCCAGGUCUUCUCGUCCAGUCCGCGGCUUUCACCUUCAUCUACCGAUUCAUGGCAAACCACUCCGAGUCUGACCCAAUUGGUGUUUUGUCUUAUGACACCAUCAAGAGCUGGUUCGGUAUUGAGGGACGCAACGGCCACUACAAGGCGCGUCAAGGAUAUGAGCGCAUCCCGGACAACUGGUGGAGACGCUCUACCACUGCUCCCUACACCAUCCCAUACUUCCUUGCGGACACUGUUGUGGCUGCUGGACUUCACCCCAAGUUCCUCGAUGUCGGCGGUAACCUCGACGGCAAGACCAACAACUUUGCUGGAGUGAACAUCACAAGUUUGACAAAUGGCGUGUUCAACGGCGCCGACCUCCUCAAGGGCAACAACUUGGGAUGCUUCGGUUUCCAGACCGUCGCUCAGCUCAAGGGUGAUCAGAUCCAGCCUGUGGUCAAUGGUAUUCAGAACCUCUUGGGAUCUGUGAUUCCUCAGCUCGGAUGCCCUCAGCUUAACGCUAUUGAUGAGUCGCAGUUGAGAAUGUUCCCAGGUUACAAGAGGGGUAGCGCUACCGGCAUUACCAACUAG